AUGGGGCGAUCGCCUUGCUGCGAGAAAGCGCACACCAACAAAGGCGCUUGGACUAAAGAGGAAGACCAACGCCUCAUCAAUUACAUCCGUGCCCACGGAGAAGGCUGCUGGCGUUCCCUCCCCAAAGCCGCUGGAUUGCUUCGAUGUGGGAAAAGCUGCAGGCUGAGGUGGAUAAAUUAUCUGAGGCCUGACCUCAAAAGGGGCAAUUUUACUGAAGAUGAAGAUGAGAUUAUUAUCAAACUCCAUAGCCUUCUUGGGAAUAAAUGGUCCUUGAUAGCUGGGAGGCUGCCCGGAAGAACCGAUAACGAGAUCAAGAACUACUGGAACACGCACAUCAAACGCAAACUUAUCGGCCGUGGCAUAGACCCAAAGACCCACCGCCCGCUCCAAUCCGGUGCCGUCACCUGUCUCGACUUCAAGUGCUCGACCGAGAAAGAAAACAGCUCUGUCUCAGCCGACACCGCCAAAUGCAGCAACAACAGCAGCAGCACAACCGAAGAGUCCCAGCCACCCGAGCAUGAGGGCUCUGCCAAUGGGCUCGACUUGGAGUUGUCUAUUGGGCUUAAUCCUUCUCGGCCCAAGUGCGCGAAAAGAGCUUCUUUUGACCCACCGUCAUUUUGGGCCGAGACCGAGUUGAAGCCCGCGGCUGAGGUGGAGGCGCCACCUCACCGGCGGAUGUGUUUGUGUUGGCAGUUGGGUUUUCAGAAGGACGGUCGAGCCAUGCAGGGGCUUCGACCCAUCGACCUAAUGGUCAUGGCGAGGUGGGUCGAGCCAUGUAGGGGCUUCGACCCAUCGACCUCACAAUCGAUGUGCUUGGUCAUGGCGAAGUGGGCCGACCAUGACGGAGCAUCUACUCUUGAAAUCGAUGGCCGAUGCAUGCGAAGGGAGCGAAGCGGGUCGAUUAGGUCGACCCGUUUAAGUCAAAGCGUUGACUUAUGA
Striga hermonthica is the source of this 939-nucleotide messenger RNA. NCBI's taxonomy places the organism in Eukaryota, Viridiplantae, Streptophyta, Magnoliopsida, Lamiales, Orobanchaceae. The record is from the annotation of a GenBank genome assembly.